This is a messenger RNA of Xenia sp. Carnegie-2017, 2098 nucleotides long. RefSeq lists its product as uncharacterized. The transcript is spliced from 7 exons. NCBI's taxonomy places the organism in Eukaryota, Metazoa, Cnidaria, Anthozoa, Malacalcyonacea, Xeniidae. The record is from RefSeq and is a predicted model, not a curated record. The coding region runs from base 112 to 1542 and encodes 476 amino acids.
AUUAAUGUGAAAAAUGAGAUAGAAUGCAUUGUUUCUUGCGUUAAUGAACCAUGUUGUCGAUCUAUAAACCACAGGAGAAAAUUAAGUCAAGGACGUUGGAGUCUUUGUGAAAUGCUACAUAGUGUCCUCAACAAAAGCAAUGAAAACGAUUUAAAACAUAAUCGAUUUUAUGAUUACAUUUUUUUCAAUUCCCCUGUCAAGGAGUACAAUAAAACAUGCGAAGUCCAAUCGUCACUCAACAAAAGUUACGAUUUGCUCUUCAAAAAUGCACAUGUUGAAAACGUGAUUCUAUUGGAUAAUGCAAUGCCCAAUAUGUCUGCGAUAACGUUGAUGUUUUGGAUAAAAAUUAACUCAAGUCAACGAAUGGCGGUGUUUUCUUACGCUAUAGAAGAUAGUCCCGAUGAAUUUUUUGUUGGCGUUGAAAGAAAUUUCCUUGUUGUCAUAAUGCAGUCCCAGCAUAUUUUAAAACUCAACAAUUCGGCAAUCAACGACGGCAUCUGGCAUCACCUGGCCAUCAUAAUUGGUCGCACUCGUAAAAAAAUAUUUCUUAAUGGAAGUACUAUUUAUAGCGAACCUAUGGUCAAUCAUUCAUUACCUUUAUUACGUGGUGGUGGUGUUGUUGCUAUUGGUCAAAAACUUGAAUGUGAGAAUGGUGUUUUUAAUCCAAAUAUGUCAUUUGUUGGUGAAAUAAGUUAUUUAAACUUGUGGAAUCAUGACGUUGUUUGCGAGAAAUCCAGUCCUAUGGUGCUGAUUAAUGAUGAAUGCACCACUGGUCUAAAUAAAAGUACUCUUGUAAUCAAUUGGAAUCAUGUGUACCAAUUUACAAGCGAAAAUAUUGUUAAAGUGCCCUCAUUACAUUUUUCAUCAUGCAAAGAAGCAAUGAAAUAUGGCAGUUCAAAAGAUGGUGUGUACUUGAUAAAGUCGGAUACUUUACUUGGCUACAGCAAAGUUUUCUGUAUGAAAAACAUAUCGGGUUGUUCUGGAGAAGGCUGGACGCUGGUGAUGAAAAUUGAUGGGAAAAAGGAAACAUUUGACUUUGAGUCAUCGUUUUGGAGAAAUAAAAAGAGUUACAAGAUUGAAAAUGGUAAAUCAGGAGUGGAUGAUUUGGAAACAAAACUUCCUACAUACUGGAGCACAAAAAUAAACCAGAUAUGUGUUGGAAUGAAAUUCAAAGGGGAAACAAAUUUUAUCAGCUUCAAUUUUCAGGCUAAAUCGUUGUACGAUAUAGUUGCUGAUGGAAAAUACCACCCAACCAAUGUGAGCCGAGACAAAUGGAUGUCAUUGAUCAAAGAGAGUGUUCUUCAACGAAACUGCAAUAAAGAAGGUUUCAACGCAAAGGAUGAAGAGAAGUUGUUUCGUCGUUUAAGGAUUGGAAUUAUAGGAAAUAAUGGAAACAAUUGUAGGAGAAGCGACUCUUUCAUUGGUUUUGGCUGUACGUACAAGAAAUGGAAGCAAAACGCUCAAAUAAAUAGCUGUGGAAACGGUAGAUCCUUUCAAGGAUUGAAAAACAAACAAUCAAUGGGAUACAUUUUUGUUUCCUAAAUAUAGUAAUACUUAUGUAGACCACAUUUUUUUGUUUGUGCAAUCAGCUUUAGCAGUACAAAUAGUAAACUUACUUUCUUUAUUGUUAUUAGCUAUACCGACAAUUCAUCAACUUUUCUUUAGAGUAAUUUAUAUAAGACUUUUACAAACUAAAUUAGCAAGUCCAUUUUGAAAGGCUAGCAUUUGAUUUGUCUAUUGUAAGUGCGAAAUAAUUGUAUUCUUUAAGAUUUCCAAUUUUGAAACAGCACCAAAAACGUAUGUUAAUAAAUGGCACAUGUAAAAAUAACACAAAAUAUGCUUGUUGCUUAAAUCGAUAGUAUACAUGCAUGUUUUUGUAAUGUAAGAACUCGCAGCAGACAUAUCAGAGAAAAACUGUUUUAAAAACAUUUUUUUUCCAAUUUGAUACAAUUUUGUUUAUCAUUUUCAUUACAAACAAAGCAGACAAGAAUAUUUUCUCUAAAAUCAACAAUUAACACGCUUCAAUUUCUUACGCAUGUAAAUAUCUGAUCAAUUGCAGAAAAUUAAAAUGAAAAAUUCAGCAGCUUAGAGCUUAUAA